AUGAGCGAGAAAACCACCGGAGCAAAGUCUGUCGGGGCCAUACCAGGUCGAAGGCAAUCUCAAGAUCCUCAAAAGCGGGCCUCCAGUUUCCCAAACGUGCCGAGGCAUAUACAGCUGGCGGUGAGGAACGACGAGGAGCUGGGAAAGCUGUUGGGGUCGGUGACGAUCGCGAGCGGCGGAGUUUUGCCCAAAAUCCAUCAGGUUCUGCUGCCAAAGAAGACCGGAGCCGGCAAGGGGAAAGGGGAAGUUGGGUCUGCUUCGCAGGAGUUUUAG
Messenger RNA from Striga hermonthica, 273 nucleotides. The record is from the annotation of a GenBank genome assembly. NCBI's taxonomy places the organism in Eukaryota, Viridiplantae, Streptophyta, Magnoliopsida, Lamiales, Orobanchaceae.